This is a messenger RNA of Rhododendron vialii, 1653 nucleotides long. RefSeq names its product metal tolerance protein 9-like. Gene Ontology annotation, cellular component: membrane. The coding region runs from base 237 to 1484 and encodes 415 amino acids. The record is from RefSeq and is a predicted model, not a curated record. Gene Ontology annotation, molecular function: monoatomic cation transmembrane transporter activity. The transcript has 6 exons. Gene Ontology annotation, biological process: monoatomic cation transport; transmembrane transport. NCBI's taxonomy places the organism in Eukaryota, Viridiplantae, Streptophyta, Magnoliopsida, Ericales, Ericaceae.
UGUGUAUGAAAGGAGGAGGAAACUUCCCCGUCCCCGUAUAAUUUGGGAAAGAUAGGUUUUGAAAACACUUGUUUUUUACUCCUACCUAUAGAGUCUCUGGGUGCUCCUCUUUCUCAACAAACCCCACCCAGUGCACCCACCCCCCCCAGAUCUCUCUCUCUCUCAACUUACUUUACUGGGACGCCUGCCUGUCUGCCGGCCGCAGAAAGGAUAUAGGUAUUCACAAGAACACAUUCAUGGAGGAAGCUGGUCGUAAUGUUUCUUCUACUACUAGUCCUGGGAAUGUGACGAUCAACAGUAGAAUUGAUGAGAGCAGCAGGAGGGAGCUCCUCUCUCCGCCGCUCGUCGUCGGUGACAGCGAUCAGGCUUCAUGGAGACUCAGCGUCAAAGAGUUCGCUUUGCCGGAACGCCGUCACUCCAAUCACAACUCUUGUUUUAAUUUCAUCCGCCGCCGUAUUCGCCCUUCAUGGAAACAAGGCAAGAUUGCUGAAUAUUAUGAAAAGCAAGAAAGGCUACUUGAAGGUUUCACCGAGAUGGAAACAAUGAACGAAUCAAGUUGUUUGCCUGGAAGUCUAACAGAGGAUGAAAAGAAGCAUCUUGCCAGGAGUGAGAGAGUGGCAAUACAUGUGUCAAACACUGCUAAUUUGGUGCUUUUCAUGGCAAAAGUAUAUGCUUCCUAUGAGAGCAGAUCAUUGGCAGUUAUUGCUUCAACCCUCGAUUCUUUCUUGGACCUCUUAUCUGGGUUUAUUCUGUGGUUCACUUCUCAUGCCAUGAAAACCCCAAACCAGUAUCACUAUCCAAUUGGAAAGAAGAGGAUGCAACCAGUAGGUAUAAUUGUCUUUGCGUCUGUAAUGGCAACUCUUGGAUUGCAAAUAUUGCUAGAGUCUGCUCGGCAACUCAUUGCAAAGAAUGGCCCUGAGGUGAACCAUGAGAAGGAAAUGUGGAUGAUUGGGAUUAUGGUUUCUGUCACGGUGGUGAAGUUUGUGCUCAUGCUCUAUUGCAGAAGCUUCAAAAAUGGAAUAGUUAGAGCCUAUGCUCAAGAUCAUUUGUUUGAUGUUGUCACUAACUCAGUUGGAUUAGCAACAGCUGUCCUAGCAAUUCAAUACUACUGGUGGAUUGAUCCUACUGGGGCCAUACUGAUAGCCUUGUAUACGAUUGGCACGUGGGCACGGACAGUUCUUGAAAAUGUGCAUUCACUAAUUGGAAGAACAGCUCCACCAGAUUUCCUUGCGAAACUGACGUAUCUUAUAUGGAACCACCAUGAAAAGAUCAAGCACAUUGAUACGGUCAGAGCAUACACUUUUGGUUCACAUUACUUUGUGGAGGUUGACAUAGUCUUGCCAGAGGACAUGCUUUUAAGCCAAGCGCAUAACAUAGGCGAAACACUGCAAGAAAAGCUCGAGCAACUCUCUGAAGUCGAGCGAGCUUUUGUGCACAUAGAUUUUGAGUUCUCUCAUAGACCGGAACACCAGAGCAACGUGUGAUGAUAACGAUGCUGCUGGUGGUGGUAGGACGGAUGAAGAAGGCUCUCUUAUGUUAUAGAGCUGAAGGGCCCCUUCAAUUACAUCUAAAUUCUGUUCGACUAAUUCUGUUCGACUCUGUUUCUUUGGCUUGGACUCCCUUCUAAAGCUAAUCAAAUUUUCACUUUGGAUA